AUGGCGGAGGGCCGAAGCGUCGUACAGCGGGUGCAGGAACUGAAAGAGCGCCUGGGCUGCGCAGAGGAGCCCGCGGAGGUACCUACCCAGCGACCACGCCAGUUCCGGACAAGCGAGGGGCAUUGGGGCCUGCCCCGGUCUCCUAACGUAGAGCGCAUACGUUUGCACGUUUCGUGUAACGCAGCAGCGGUGCAAGGGGCCUCCAGCGGGCGAAGCACUGGCGAGAUCCGGGCCCGUAGAGUCCCCUUCCACCGCGGUGCUGGGCUACCGAGGGCAAAACUCUGCGUGAGACUACAGUCCUGUGUCUCCAUUGUAUUGCCCUCCCUUGUCAUGACCGGAGCAGGGGCUAAAGGAGGGCUGGGUGGAGGUCAGAUAACAGGCCCUUAUUUCGCCGGGUGGAUUAUAAAAACUCUUAAGAUACUACAGGAUUUAGAUAUAUCACUGCGUGUUCUAGUGGAAACUGGCAUAGGCAAAACAGUUAACAGUUUUAGGAAACAUGCCACUGCUGGCAACAUAGCUAAAACCCUGGUAAAACAAUGGAAAAAACUUACUGCUUCAGAAAAUCAAAGUGCUCACAGAGGAAGAAAACAAAAUACCGAAAAAGAUGAGGCAAAAUCUUCUGUUUCUGAGGAGACCAAACCUUCAGGGAAGUCCAAAAUGUCUGUACUGGUGUCCAGAAGCUCCAAUAGUGCUCCCAUUUCUAAAAAGUUGGAUAAGCAGCAUACUUGUAGUGGAAAGACCCAACAAAGCAGAGAUGUCGUUGAAAAGACCCACCAGAGCAGAGCUUUUGAGUCUUUCCAAAAAUCUGGUAGCAGUGGUUCUGAUCGUGCUUUCCAGGGUAGCAAUCCUCAAGCUAAAAAAAGUGACUUCAAAGAGAAAGUCAGCAAGAAAGUUUCAGCAAAGCAGUGUUCCUCUGUCGUCAAAGACUUUUCACUCCUGAAGGAAAAGCCUAGUAAGGGUGUUUCCAAACAGAUAAAUCCUAAGCAUCUGAAGAAACCAAAACAAAAUCUUGUAAUAAAAAGAAAAGCUGAAUUAUCUAGUGAUGAGGAAUUUGAGCCUCCUACUAUGUCUUUUGAAUCUUAUCUUAAUUACGAUCAGGUCCCUGCAAAAAGAAAGAAGAAGGCUUGUUCUACAGGCCGGCAGCCAAAGAAGUGCAAUAAACAGAAGAGCAGCUCGUUAUUACAAAAGGCUUCAGCAUUUUCUCAUGCAAACAAGGGAGAGAAAGAUGUGAAAACAAGUGAAGGUGAUCAAUCAGAAACUCCCAAUAAAAAGGCCAAGAUGGCAUCCCUCCAAGAUCUUCUUAAUACUCCACUGCCUAAAUUUCUGACAGGCAUCUCAAUCUCAUCUCCCCCAUAUGCUGCAGACUUUGAAAAACCUGUUGAAGAAGCACCUGAGAAAGUCAGAGAGGCUGUUCAAUUCACAGGACAGAGACUGAACUCCAAAAUGCAAGUUUACUCUGGCCCUAAAACAGUCCAUCUUUCAAAGAUGCUUACGCUGUAUGAACAGUGCAUCCGUGUGCUUCAAAAUAACAUUGACUCGCUACAUGAAGUAGGAGGUGUGCCUUUUGAAAUUCUUGAGCCUGUGCUAACACGUUGCACACCAGAGCAGUUGUUUCGAAUAGAGGAGUGUAAUCCGACAUUUGCAGAAGAGUCUGACCUCUUGUGGAAGAAACACUGCCAGAGAGAUUUUAAAAAUGAAAGCCUCCUGGAAUGUGAGUCUUGGCGUGAAAUGUACUCAAGACUCUUUAAUCGGAGAGAAGAAAAACUGAAGACUCUUACAAAAAACAUUAUUUCAGCUCAGUCUGAGAAACUAAAAGGCAGGCAAGUAAUAAUGGCUUAUGUGACCAGUGCAGCAAAACCACCCAGGAACAUUCGGCGACAGCAAGAAACGCAUAGGACUGCAGGACCUGUCACACAACUUCAUCCCAGAGAAAAGAGCAAAAGAAGGAUUUCAGAAAGCAGAGAUGUAACUAACACAUCAGCUCCGAUUGCUGGUAGCAACUGUGGAAGCUCUAGCUCAAGCAUGAUGACUCAAGAUGAAAAGAAGCCUAUGAAAAAAGUUGGACCAAUCAUGAAGAAAACUUUGAAAGCAUUGAAGAGUAAAGCUGGACGACGAUAAAAUGUGGCUGCGUAUUUGAAGCUUAUGCAACU
Molecule: messenger RNA, 2150 nt
Organism: Dryobates pubescens (Downy woodpecker)
Lineage: Eukaryota; Metazoa; Chordata; Aves; Piciformes; Picidae
Product: elongin-A
Exons: 12
Coding region: 1-2118 (705 amino acids)
Biological process (GO): transcription elongation by RNA polymerase II
Cellular component (GO): nucleus; elongin complex
Molecular function (GO): protein binding
Source: RefSeq, a predicted model, not a curated record